Olea europaea var. sylvestris is the source of this 1217-nucleotide messenger RNA. Its product is annotated as peroxidase 5-like. Gene Ontology annotation, biological process: response to oxidative stress; hydrogen peroxide catabolic process. The transcript has 4 exons. Gene Ontology annotation, cellular component: plasmodesma; plant-type cell wall. NCBI's taxonomy places the organism in Eukaryota, Viridiplantae, Streptophyta, Magnoliopsida, Lamiales, Oleaceae. The coding region runs from base 40 to 1008 and encodes 322 amino acids. The record is from RefSeq and is a predicted model, not a curated record. Gene Ontology annotation, molecular function: peroxidase activity; heme binding.
UUCAGACGGUACUUAGAUAUAUUUCUGUCUGAAAAAAUAAUGUUUCCUAUAGUUUUGGCCUUGACCUUAAUUUUCAGCUCUCAAAUAGAAGCUGAGCUUCAAGUAAAUUUCUAUAGAAAUACAUGUCCUAAUGCAGAAUUAAUCAUAAGGCAGGAGGUCCAAAGAGCCUACUUUAGAGACAGAGGAAUAGCCCCUGGCCUUGUUAGAAUGCAUUUCCAUGAUUGCUUUGUUAGGGGGUGUGAUGGCUCGGUUCUUAUAAAAUCAACUCCUGGAAAUUCUGCAGAAGAAGAUGGCCCCUCGAAUGCUGGUUCUCUUCGUGGGUUUGAGGUGAUCGAAAGUGCUAAGGCUAGACUUGAACAAGAAUGCAGAGGAGUUGUUUCAUGUGCAGAUAUUCUUGCAUAUGCUGCAAGAGACUCCAUAGUAGUAUCUGGAGGACUCGGGUGGGAUGUUCCAGCAGGAAGAAGAGACGGGCAAAUUUCACUGGCUACAGAAACUAUCGAUAUACCAGCACCAUUCAACAACCUAGACCAAAACCUUCAGGCUUUUGCCAAGAAAGGUUUGUCAUCGGACAACAUGGUUGCACUCCUAGGUGCACACACAAUUGGUUGCUCUCACUGCUCACAAUUCAGCAACAGAUUAUAUAAUUUCAGCCCGGCAAACAGUCAAGAUUCAACGUUGGAUCCUCUAUAUGCUAUGCAACUGAAGCAGCAAUGUCCAAGAGGGCCUAAUGGAAACGUUGAUCCUAAUGCAGUUGUUUUCAUGAACUUCAGCCCGACAGCAUUUGAAAACAGCUACUAUGUCGAUGUUUUAAGAAACCGAGGAUUAUUUACCUCGGACCAGACACUGACUACAAGUCCAGACACACUAUCAGAAGUCAGAGAUUAUGCUAGGAAUAACAUACAAUGGCAAACAGAUUUUGCUGAUGCUAUGAUUAAGAUGAGUCAAGUUGAGGUGCUUACAGGGAAUGCCGGAGAGAUUAGGCUCAACUGCAGGGCCAUCAACCCAUAAAGCUCGAUUCUACUUGCACAUAUUCUUCUUAAAAUAAACGCCUGUAAUGUGGUGUCCUCUUCUUUGUUUAACUGAGAGUGGUUCCUCUCACAAAAGUCAAAACGGACUUGGAGUUCUUUAUCUCAGUCUAGACAGUUCUACUAGGAAUUGGAAGCCAAAAAGUAUGUUCUCAAUUAAAGAGCUAUCAAUCUGUGCAACCAAGUUCCCCC